Messenger RNA from Penicillium pulvis, 1968 nucleotides. RefSeq lists its product as uncharacterized. The transcript is spliced from 4 exons. The coding region runs from base 1 to 1968 and encodes 655 amino acids. The record is from RefSeq and is a predicted model, not a curated record. NCBI's taxonomy places the organism in Eukaryota, Fungi, Ascomycota, Eurotiomycetes, Eurotiales, Aspergillaceae.
AUGUUGGGCAGAGCAUCAGAAUCGGCAUCAAGCAAGUCAAAAACCGCCCGCGACAUCUUCAAGGGCCUCUCCGAAACCCCCAGUAACGAAGCUGUCCAGGCUUACACAGGAUAUUUCCAGAGAGACCCACAUGGUUGUCGCUAUAUUUCGCUUCUGAAAAAUAUGAUUCACUUCCUGGUUGAUAAGUCUGACAUUCAAAUUGACCCCAGUGCACUACCAUCUGCUGUUGAUGAAGAGACAGUUUCCGAAGAGACCGUCCGUUUGAGAGUUGUGAAUCGACUGCUCGAAGAGUUCAGCGAGGACUUCGACGACCAUUACUACCAUUACAUGAAUCCUGAUACCGCAGAACAGCUUGAAGAGUUCGAAGAAGGACAAUACACGAAGGUCGUCGAGGUGUUCUACUUCUGCUCAAACCGGAUAGAGCGGCAGCCAUCCAACUUGACCCGAAGCGCUGCUAUCAAAACAGCCAAGAAGAUCAGGGGAGAAAAGGGGCAGGCUAGACACAAAAAGUGGGAUGCGGAAUUUAAUGAGCGACGCAAUCACUGGCAAAUGGAUAUGGCCGUUUCCCGAGCAGGUACAAGAGAGAGCGACACCGGCAAUCCAGCGGCCAUCGAACAUAGCCUACAAAAAGAUGUAGCCUUGGAAGAAAAUGCUGGAGGAUCUUAUGCGAAGACAGAAGUGUUACUUCCAAUUCCGCUGGAUCUCAUAUCGGUGGACCGAACGCAGGUUUUGACCUAUCUGAUCCAGAAGGUCGAAGAGCUCCAUUCCGAUCGUUACGCAUCUUUUUUACAGCAUUGUUCUACUGUGGACAUAUGUGCAAAGCUUGAGGAUAUUCUGACGCCUGGUGUGAGACGGGUUAGUGAUGACGGGCCAUCCUCUUUGAAAAGGUUACAGUCGAUCGGAGGGGAUACCGAAAGCACUGCCGCUGGAGUCUACCUGCACAUUAUCUGGCUUCCAGAAGAGCCCGAACGUUUCUGGUUGUACGUUGGCCAAGCAACAGACCUGGCAAGAAGGAUAGCGGAUCACAACAACAAGAUUUACCGCAAAAAACAUCUCAGCCUCCAUUAUCACAUAUGGGAUUCGAGGGAAGAUACGUGCUCGAAGUCUGUUGUACUUGCUACAUGUGACCCGAGUACCAAGGGACAGACUGUCUUUAGAGCUGAUCAAUGUUGUCUGAACCUUCUGGAGAUGUGGAUGGCAUGUCUGUUCCAGACCCUCACUGCAAGGGAUCUCGACAAAUAUCUAUCUCCAUCUAUCAGCCGGUCGUCCGCCGGUCGCCACCUCAAUGUUGUGCCACCCAUAUGGCAAAGGUUCCAAGAUGAAACUGUGCCAGAAAGAAAAGAAGUUUUCGAUCGACCAAGCUUCCAGGCACUUCUACGCUCGGAGGACGCAGCUGUUCGAUCAUGGGCGCAGAAAGCCAGAGACUCAUACAAUGAUAUCCGAAACUCCCCCGACCCAGAACUACGCAAAUAUUGGCUUGAUAAUAACAAAAGACAGCUCCAGCAGGCUUGGAGCUCCAAUCAACAGAGCACCAUUGCCAGGACGAAGGAGUACCUCAAGGGCAAGAAAACCACUGUCAAGUGUGCUCCAGGCCGCAGUCGUGGCUUUGUUACAUGCGGAAAAUUCAUCAUCUCUGUGCCCAGUUCGCUAGAGAUCUCACCCGGCAGCAAGCUUAUCGAGCAGUUCCAUCUUUACCAAACGGCGAUUAGUCAUCGCUUUGCGUGUAAGGCGAUGGAUUAUGAUCCAUCGAGCCGACUUGCGAUAUCAAUCAAGGGCCUGAAUGCCUCCGGAAACAAAGUCGACACAUGGCUUCACAGCUCCGGAGAAAACAAACUUGCCAUGCGUAUGAACACGCUUGUUGAUCUACUAGAGGAUGUCCCCUUCAAUGAGACUUGCUUGUUACGUCGCCGUUGGAUUGUCAAUCGCUCGGAGACAGGGAUCGAGCGCCAAACCGAAUACACAGACUAA